GGGCACUUGAAUUUGAUCGAUUUACCUUUUUACACAGCCUAAAUACAUCCAGAUUGUCGGGUUAUAAUGUCUAAACAGCCCACGUCUGCGCGCUUCCGGAGGGUGGACGUGGACGAGUACGAUGAAAACAAAUUCGUGGAUGAAGAGGACGGAGCAGAGAACCAGCUGGGUCCAGACGAGGCGGAGGUGGACUCUCUUUGUGGCACGGGGAAUCUAAUAGAGGCCCUGCACGCAGUUUUGAAGAACCCACCAAUCAACACAAAGAACCAGAACGUCAAGGAUCGAGCCGAGGGUUUGGUUCUUAAAGUGCUCACAGCGUUUAAGAGCAGCGACAUAGAGAAAGGAGUUCAGUCUCUGGACAGAAACAGUGUAGACCUGCUCAUGAAAUACAUCUACAAAGGCUUCGAGAAGCCGUCAGAAAACAGCAGCGCCGUCCUGCUCCAGUGGCACGAAAAGGCUCUGGCAGUGGGUGGAGUGGGCAGCAUCGUCAGGGUACUCACAGCCAGGAAGACGGUCUAAAGCAGGAGCACUUAACGUCACACGAUGAGAGCAGCGCGCGUGUAUUCACUCAACCAGAUGGACAACGGCAACCUUUUACCCCAAUGAAAGCUGCUGCUGAGUGCAAGUAUAAUCCGGGUUUAGUACGGUUCACUCCUAUAACUGAAUACAGCCUAUUUCACUUUAUUACUACAGGGUGCUACAGUAAACCAUCUCCAACACUCAUUUUACUAAUAGUUGUUCUGUUUAUCGUUCCCUCUGGCUAAAUACUCAUGUUUUAUUGCAGUAUUCUAUUACAUUUUUUUAUUACUUCAUACUUCACUAUAUUUGAGAAAUGGUAUCUGUACUUUAUACUAACUCCACUACAUUUUUGAACAGGACUGAAGAGUAAAAGUUUUUUUUAUUAUUGUUUGAGACCUGCUGAAAAGGCUUAGGGUUUAUUUUUUAUCUUGUUCAUAAUUUGAGCGAACAAAACAGCCAGAAAAAAAACCCAAUUGGUUCAGUUGUUUCUGUUGAACAAAAUCCAGCACAAAUCUUUAUCAAAAUGACUACGUUUGAAGCUUUAUUAAAUCUCAAAAUCUGCGUGAAAUACUUUUACUUUUUACUCUUUAAGUAAAUUUUUAGGUACUUUAAUAGUUUUACUGAAGUAUUUUCUGGGCUAUAAGUCACACUUUUUUCAUAGUUUGGCUGAGGGUGCGACUUAUAUUCCGGAAAAUACAUUUUUUUUAACGAUUUUUUUCAUGUGAUACUUUUACUUUUACUUGAGUAUUUUUUUUGCCUUCGUCUCUGUAAUUUUACUUAAGUAACAAAAUUGAGUACUUCUCCCACCGCUGCAUUUUGGCAAUAACCUUUCAUGUUUAUAAUUUGAACAAUUCACCUUGAUUGUUGCUGUCUAUAGGCAUUCAGUUGAAAUGAUUGGUUUGGAAUAGAUACCAAAUUAAUAAUUAUAUAAGAUGAGAUAUAAGAUUUAAGAUUAAAUAGAAAAAAUGAUAGCAACCUGUUAAAACUACUCAAAAUUAUGACUUAUGAUCCAAAUAUUAACUUCCAUGUUGAAAUAUGAUUCUGUAAUGAAAGGGAAAGAGGAUUAAUUUGACCUCUGUAGCUGAAAACGUGUGAGGUUUCAUUACUUACGAGCAAAAGCACAACCUUGUAAAUUAUAUGACCUAGACACUCAUUUAACACUUUUUUCAUUUAGUGUAUGGAGUAAAAGGAAAUCAGCUGAACUAGGAAAAAAUAUAUAUCACGUACUGGCUCUAAUGUUAUUGUGAUUCAUGGAUUGCUGUUUGUAGGUGCCAUUUUGAGGACUUCUCAUCAUUCAAAAGUUAGAAUAUUUCUGUAGGAACGCUGACAACUCAAGGAUUCCACAUUUUGCCUUUAGCCUUUAGCUUUUGUUGAUGUCUCACACGCACAUACAUACACACACACACACACACACACAAAGGGGGGAGGGGGAUGCAUCUCUCUGUUCAUUUAUUCAUUCAUCCGCACUGUCUGGCCCCGUUUAGGAUUAUUAUUACCCACCAAUGGCCUAAUCCCGCCACUUUACAUCCACACGGCCUUUCUGCUGUGGGCACCGUUCUGUUCAUCGCACGUGGAAGUUCAAGAAAAGUGAUCUAACUUUGUCAUAAUAAUUGAGACGGUUGAAAAUAUUUAAUCACAAAUAGAGGUGGGAGACGUAUUGAAAAUGGUCUUAAAUCACCAUUGUUCUUUUAGAGAUACACGUAAUUAUAACGUUAUCAAGUGUAUGUGAACAGAAAAUGGCUGUAAUUUUCCAAACAAGGGUUUUAAAGUGGCACGUGUGCACUUUGGUAUAUCAUUUUUUUGGUCAGUUCUCAUUUUGUGUGUCACUUGACCCUGAAUCCAUUACGUUUUUUGCACAUUUCUGUUGGAAUACUUUAAUAUUGUCAUUGGAAUAAUAAUAAUAAUGAUUAAAUAAAAAAUAUCACCCACCCCUAAUUGUAAAAUAGAAUAAACUGUCUUUGCCCAAAAUGUUAAUAAUACGCAUUAAGUUGGUCAAAUCCUGCCUUUUAUCAAAUCCAAUACAUUUCUCAGUACAUUUUCAUAUUAAAAACAUUAUUUUUAAGCUUAAAAAUCAGUGUUAUUUUACGUACAUUUUCAACCACACAAGUAUUGAAGGAAGAAACCUGAACUGCAACGCCUGCCUCAUGAGGAUGUAUAAAUGUAUGUUGCCAAAUAAUUAUUUCAUAUGAUUGAAGUAAUGUAUUAAUUAGUAUUAGUUAAAUGUGUAAUAUGUUUGGGUUUUGCUUCUUUAACUUUUUGAUAUUGGGCAUUUAGUUUUUAUGAAUCACUUUGUGUUUUUAUGUUAUCAUCUCAAACUAUUUAAACGUGCUUUGAGAUGGAGAUGGGUGAGGUGUUGAUAAACUUACAUUGUUGUUCUUGUUUUGGAUAUAUGCAAAUUAGACUGAGUACCGGUAUAUUGUCUGUAGGCCUGUCACGGUAAUUACUAUAUCGACUUUUAGUUCUGUAUCAUAGUUGGGACAGUGCAUCUUUGGGCUCAAUAUUCAUCAUAUGUAUAUUUUCUUUUCAAUAAUGCAGAGAUUUGUAUUAUUAUUUAGUUGUAAAAUGAUAAGACCUCACCCUAACCCUAACUUCUACAGCUAAUUAUUGCUUAAUUCUGUGUAUUUAUUGCAGCUCAGGCCUUUUAAGGCUGCUGUUUAUUUCAAAAUUGGUUCACUGUGAUUCUGCUGCUUUGUGUCUGUGGCAUAAAGUAGUUUCAAUAUUAUCGUUUAUUGCUAUAUUUUUCUGUAGCAACAUUUCAUGCUUCAAAAUGAAAUGUGUUAUCGUGACAGGCCUAAAUGUCUGUAAUAAAAAUAAUACAAUUAUUUGAUUUGUUAAUAUCACCCACUGCUGUUUUGAGACGUGUUUAAAUCUAUAAUGAAGACAGUAUAUAGAUGUGUUUUUGAAUUGCAGUGGUGACUUGAAUACUAAAAUAACAGUUUUGUUUUGUGAAUUUCUGGUCUAAUAUCAUUUUUGCUUUGACUGAAAAGACAAUGUGAAUUGUUUAUGACUUAUGGACAAUUGCCUUAUAAAAAAACCCCUAAUUUUUAUGUUUUGCUUUUUGAUUAAAAUAAAAAAGCAAGAUGCUGAUGAUAAAAUUGG
Messenger RNA from Periophthalmus magnuspinnatus, 3618 nucleotides. RefSeq names its product actin-related protein 2/3 complex subunit 5-A-like. Gene Ontology annotation, biological process: cell migration; regulation of actin filament polymerization; Arp2/3 complex-mediated actin nucleation. NCBI's taxonomy places the organism in Eukaryota, Metazoa, Chordata, Actinopteri, Gobiiformes, Gobiidae. Gene Ontology annotation, molecular function: actin filament binding. The transcript is spliced from 4 exons. The record is from RefSeq and is a predicted model, not a curated record. Bases 67 to 519 code for a protein of 150 amino acids. Gene Ontology annotation, cellular component: actin cytoskeleton; Arp2/3 protein complex; cytoplasm.